CUUCGCACGCCAGGGUCGGGUGCUCGCCAGCAUGUCCUUCAUCCCGGUGGCCGAGGAUUCCGACUUCCCCAUCCACAACCUGCCCUACGGCGUCUUCUCCACCAGAGGCGACCUAAGACCGAGGAUAGGCGUGGCUAUUGGCGAGCAGAUCCUGGACCUCAGCGUCAUCAAGCAUCUCUUCACUGGACCUGUCCUCUCCAAACACCAGGAUGUCUUCAGUGAGCCUACGCUCAACAGCUUCAUGGGCCUGGGGCAGGCUGCCUGGAAGGAGGCGAGAGUGUUCUUGCAGAACUUGCUGUCUGUGAGCCAAGCCAGGCUCAGAGAUGACACGGAACUUCGGAAGCGUGCAUUCGUCUCCCAGGCGUCUGCCACGAUGCACCUUCCAGCCGCCAUAGGAGACUACACAGACUUCUAUUCCUCACGGCAGCACGCUACCAACAUCGGAGUCAUGUUCAGAGGCAAGGAGAAUGCAUUGAUGCCAAACUGGCUGCACUUACCAGUGGGCUACCAUGGCCGUGCCUCCUCCGUCGUGGUGUCUGGCACUCCAAUCCGAAGGCCCAUGGGACAGAUGCAACCUGAUGACUCGAAGCCUCCUGUAUAUGGUGCCUGCAAGCUCCUGGACAUGGAGCUGGAAAUGGCUUUUUUUGUAGGCCCUGGAAACAGAUUGGGAGAGCCGAUCCCCAUUUCCAAGGCCCAUGAGCACAUUUUUGGAAUGGUCCUGAUGAACGACUGGAGUGCGCGAGACAUUCAGAAGUGGGAGUAUGUCCCUCUUGGGCCAUUCCUUGGGAAGAGUUUUGGGACCACCAUCUCUCCAUGGGUGGUGCCCAUGGAUGCUCUCAUGCCCUUUGCUGUGCCUAACCCAGAGCAGGACCCCAGGCCCCUGCCGUAUCUCUGCCAUGACCAGCCCUACACAUUUGACAUCAACCUCUCCGUUGCCCUGAAAGGAGAAGGAAUGAGCCAGGCGGCUACCAUAUGCAAGUCCAAUUUUAAGUACAUGUACUGGACAAUGCUGCAGCAGCUCACUCACCACUCUGUCAAUGGCUGCAACCUGCGACCGGGGGACCUCCUGGCUUCUGGGACCAUCAGCGGGCCGGAACCAGAAAGCUUCGGCUCCAUGUUGGAACUGUCGUGGAGGGGAACGAAGCCCAUAGAGCUGGGGAACGGACAGACCAGGAAGUUUCUGCUGGACGGAGAUGAAGUCAUCAUAACAGUAGACAUUUAUUGAGUGCCCACUGAGUCCCAUCUUGGAGUUCUGGUGAUGAAAAGACAAAUGAAGUCUCUGCUCUUCUGGGUUUACAUUCCAGUGUCAUCAUGACUGCACUGUUUCACAGAUGAGAAAGCGAAGGCAUAGUGGGGUUAAAGGACUUGCCCAAGAUCUCGCAGCAAAUAAAUAAUGACCUCUGUUUCCCUCCAGGCAGUUUAUCUUCAGAACCUCCAUGUUUAACACCUUUGAUAGUGUCUAAAGCACUUAUCAGAGGGCUUGUUACCUUGCGAGUGCUUACAAAUGGUGAUGAUGGUCCUCUUUUCAUAGUCAUCUUUAUUGCCAUUGCUGUUUUUUUCCAGAAUGCAGUUUUUAGAAGGCUUUGCCU
Molecule: messenger RNA, 1589 nt
Organism: Cebus imitator (Panamanian white-faced capuchin)
Lineage: Eukaryota; Metazoa; Chordata; Mammalia; Primates; Cebidae
Gene: FAH
Product: fumarylacetoacetate hydrolase
Exons: 14
Coding region: 32-1225 (397 amino acids)
Biological process (GO): homogentisate catabolic process; L-tyrosine catabolic process; L-phenylalanine catabolic process
Molecular function (GO): fumarylacetoacetase activity
Source: RefSeq, a predicted model, not a curated record